AUGUGGUGGAACGGGCCCUCGUUCCUCCAAUGUACCGAGGAACAGUGGCCUGCAAGGGUGGGGGUUGCGUUGUCGCCUGAUCUGCCCGAACAGAAACGAGUGAUUGCCGCAGUGGCAUCGGUAGAUCCGUCAAUUAUACUAUUGUUAUUAAAUAAGUAUUCAGACAUGAAUAAGAUAUUAACUAUUGUGGCCUACUGCCUGAGGUUCAUACAUUCGCGUCGACUCAAGGCUAAAAAAUUAUUCAUAUCUCAUCACGAGAUGGCAGCAGCCUUAAGGGUUGUUGUACGAGCUGUGCAACGAGAAACUUUUCCCAAAGAAUAUCGAUUGUUGAGCGGGGGUCGGGGCGUCAGCGGAUCGAGUCGCGUCUUGUCACUAACACCGUUUUUAGACAAGGACGGAAUAAUUAGAGUGGGAGGUCGAAUAGGAAAUUCGGCACUGCCAUAUGACGCGCGACACCCAAUGCUUUUGCCGAAGAGUCACACUCUUACUGCGCUCAUUAUACGCAGGGAACAUAUUAGAAAUCUACAUUCGGGCUUACAAGCCACAUUGCAUGCUGUGCGUCAACGAUUUUGGCCUCUAUCGGCACGCUCGAUUGUGCGGAAGAUUAUACGUAACUGCGUGACGUGUUUUAAAUGUAAGCCAAUUGCAUCGCAAGCGUUGAUGGCAAAUUUGCCCAAGAAUCGCGUAACAAUUUCUCGGCCGUUUACACACACAGGUGUAGACUAUGCCGGCCCGAUUUUUGUAAAGGAGGGCAAAAGACGCAACGCCAAGUUGCAUAAGGCUUACAUUUCGGUUUUCAUAUGUUUUGCGACCAAGGCUAUACAUCUGGAGCUAGUGAGCGACCUCACAUCCGAGGCAUUUUUAGGCGCAUUUAAAAGAUUUAUUUCGCGUAGAGGCAAGUCGGCACACAUGUUUUCGGACAACGGCACCACCUUCGUCGGCGCCAAUAAGCAAAUUAAGGAAUUAUAUCAAUUUAUAAGGGACGAGCAAGCACAGCAUGCAAUAAAAAAUUUCAUGCGUUCUAAUGAGAUUGCGUGGAGUUUCAUACCGCCUCAUGCUCCGCAUUUCGGAGGCUUAUGGGAAGCGGGAGUAAAAUCAGCGAAAUAUUAUAUGUAUCGCGUGGUGGGUAACGCAAAUCUCACUUUCGAGGAGAUGCAGACCGUGUUAUGUGAGAUUGAGGCGGUCCUGAAUUCGCGACCUUACACCUCUGAGCGAGGAUCCAAACGAUUUAUCUUGCGUAACGCCGGGUCAUUUUCUGAUUGGUGCAGAAUUGAGCAGCUUUCCAGUUUCAGAUUUGACAGAAGAAAACGAAGGGCGACUACUACGAUGGCAACGAGUGGAGCAGGUUCGCCAACAUUUUUGGAGGCGUUGGAGCGCCGAAUAUUUACAUACCCUCAUUGA
Wasmannia auropunctata (little fire ant) is the source of this 1401-nucleotide messenger RNA. RefSeq lists its product as uncharacterized. Gene Ontology annotation, molecular function: nucleic acid binding. The transcript has a single exon. Bases 1 to 1401 code for a protein of 466 amino acids. The record is from RefSeq and is a predicted model, not a curated record. Gene Ontology annotation, biological process: DNA integration. NCBI's taxonomy places the organism in Eukaryota, Metazoa, Arthropoda, Insecta, Hymenoptera, Formicidae.